Molecule: messenger RNA, 2044 nt
Organism: Lytechinus pictus (painted urchin)
Lineage: Eukaryota; Metazoa; Echinodermata; Echinoidea; Temnopleuroida; Toxopneustidae
Product: ATP-binding cassette sub-family D member 2-like
Exons: 3
Source: RefSeq, a predicted model, not a curated record
AUGAAAUGGGAAGCUGCAAAAGAACAAAGCAAAGGUUCUGUCAAGGGAGUCCCUAUGGACAUGUACUAGUGCUGUAAGCAUUGAUGUUGAAGGAAAGAUAUUCCAAGCUGCAAAGGAUGCUGGGAUUAUCAUGUUGACAAUAACACAUAGACCAUCGCUAUGGAAUACCACACUCAUCUACUGCAGUUUGAUGGAACUGGUAAUUGGAGGUUGGAAGAGCUAGACACAGCAGCACGACUCAGCUUAAAUGAAGAGAAACAACGUCUUGAAUCACAGCUGUCUGGGAUUCCACGCAUGCAGGAAAGACUGAAUGAGUUAUGUGAGAUCUUAGGGGAGGAUUCCGUGCAGAGGACAGCGCCCUCUAAGGAUAAGAAGAAGAAUGGAUGUGAAUAAAAGAUGGGUAUUGGAGAACAAAUCAAUUGAGAUGAUGAGAGUUGCCAUUGAUAAAGGCACAGAAGGCAAUAUGUUCAUAUUAUUUGCCAAAUAUAAGGAGAGAGUUAAUAGAAAGAAAGACAGAGAGAAAAGAGAGACAGAGACAGCCGAUCAGACAAAGAGAAUGUAGGAACUAUAAGUGCAUGAUCACAUAGUGAUCAAGUAGAAUAGGUGCAAUAGAUUGAGCAAUCUAGGCACAGAGGAUAACAUGUGAAAUAAGCUGCCAUGGGAAAGUAAUCCAAUUCAAAUUUUAGCAUUCUGCUUCCCAAAAUGUUAGUAUUUAUUGCCAGAGGCCAAUGUUAAACAGGACUUCAGAAUAUUGGCCAAUGGAAACAGAAAAUAAAUACAAGGGGUGAACUUAUUUGUUCAGUCAGUCUUUUGGGGCUUCUUUUUUGUUUUGAUGGGGGGGGGGUACAUAUAAAAGGUUUCUAAAACAGCUCAUUGCAGGUUAACAAUUUUACAUUUCUUUGAAUAUAGUCAGGAUUAUACAGUACACUCUGUAUAUUGAAACAAUUUAAAGGCAACUGAUGGUAUGCUGUAGGUUCCAAGUGCAGCUGUUCCAUGAUGGAAAUUGAUUUUUAUACCCUAGCCAAACAAAGUAUGAAGGGGGUACAUGUAUGGGCAUCAGCGUACAGUUGGGUGGGUGGUCAGUGGGUCUGUUGCAAAUCUUGCACAUCAAACUACUUCCUCAAUUUGUCAUCAAUUUUCAUGAAAUUGGGGUACAGAUGUGCAAGACACAUUUUUUGCAUGUGUUGGAAUUUGUGUUGCCAUGGUAAUAAAAUAUAUGGCAAAAAUUAUAUUUAAAAAUCUUUUGCGAUUCAAACUACUUCAUCAGUGCUCAGUGUUUUUUUUUUUCACUUGUCAGAAAUUGCAUUGCCAUGGUAACCACAUAUUCUAGCCAAACACCCAGGAAAACUCCUUGUGGAUCAAACUACUUUCUCAGUUUUUAACCAGUGCUCAUGGAAGUUGGCAGAAGUAUUCUCUUUGAUGUGAAGACAUACAAGAUUUAUUUUCUAAAUGUGUUCAAAACUGCAUUACCAUAGUAACGUCAUAGGGCGGAGGUAUUAAUCACCAGUGAUAUUUCUAAUUUGUUUGUAAGUUAUGGUAUAUAUGGACACCGUCCUCUUUUUGCAGGUGGUGAUAAAAUGUUUCAUUGUAAUUGUAAUGAUUUACAAUUGAAAGAGCCCGCCCAAGUUAUAGCCAGUAUUAUUAUAUUUCAAGUCACCUGUAUAUGUAGUUAUUUUGUACUUUACCGCCUAAGAACAUGUAUCACAUAUAAUAGAGUUUAAAAACUGUUGCACAAUUCUAUAUCACAUUAAAUAGAUUUGCCUUGGGAUAUACAAUAUAGAUACUGAGAUAAUGAAAAAUGUGGAUAUGUGAGAUAAAGAGCAAGUGGAAUAGUGAGAAUAACUAGGGGAAAAUGUUAAACUAAACAUAACUGCAGCUUUAAAUGCAACUGACUAGAUGUAGUAUAAAGAUAUUCUGAAAUAGUGUGAUCCAAGUGAAAGGUUGUAAAUGUAUCAAUGAUGAAAGACUGUUGAUUUAUCAUUUAGUUGGAAGUGUUUUAAUGUUUGACAUCUUUUAUGAAUAUUAUAUUAAUAUUUGCUAUCUA